AUGGAAAUAGACUAAGUCAAUCAAAAAGUUGAAAAUGCAAUAUUAAAAACUGAGAGAUGGCCUUAAUAAGAUUUAGAAUAAUUUUAGAAUUCUUUCAUUUAAAUAGUAAAUUUAUCAUUUGCCUAUUAUAAAAUGUAUUUUCCUGUUAAUUCAGCUUUACAAAUAAGAGAUCAUUUGAAAUUUACUCAAUGUUUAAAGUAAAUAAAUUAUGGAGGAAUAACACUUGAAGAAGUCUUUAAAUAAUAAAGGGUAGAAGUGAAUCGCUAUAAUAGUUACGAUUAGUCACCUCUCUCUCUAUUCGACUUUCAGAAGAACCUCUGUAGCCAAAAAUAUUUAACUGCAAACUUGAUUUUGAUUAUAUCUCGCUUUUACAAUCAAAGUAUUUCAAUCAGAGAAACCCUGAAUAUUAAUAACCAUAUUAGAUUCUCAAUCUCAAACAUUUUGAAAUGAAAAUAAACACCAGACCAUUUAGAGAAAUAUCAAUUUCUUCAAUUCAUGAUGUCCCUUAAUUUCAAUUAAUUAAUCCCCAAUUAAUUCAACCAAUUAUAAAUUAUGACACAUUAUCAAAUACUUUUGAAUAUAGAUUUAAUAAAUUAAUGUAAAGAAAUCUAUCAAUUCAAUAAACAAUUAAAAAAUAUUAUUAAGAUGUAUAAUUAUUUGAAGAAAAUUAUGAUCCAAAAGAUAAAUUGAAAUAAUUGUUUAAUUUAUAAAUCUAAAAACUAAAAGAAUGUAAUUUAUAAGAAAAUUAAAUCAAAACAAUUAAAUAAUAAAAAAUAUAACCUAAUUUAACGUAAAUUAAUAUAGAAAAUGAUAAAAUUAGUAUGAUUAAUAGUUUAAAUUCAAAUGAUAGUGAGAGAAAUAAGUCUUUUUAAUAAACAAUGAAAAGACUCAACAAAAAUGAUUCUUUUUGUGAACAUGAAAAAUUAAGGGCAGCAGAUAGAUAAUAAAAAUUAAAAAAUAGAAUUAAAAAUUUAAACACUCUUAUUUACAAUUAAGUUAAUGAUAUUAAAAAAAAUUAAAUUAUACUUGAAUAAUAAGAUGAUUCAAAUAAUUUUAAACAUUCUAAAUAAAAAAUAACAAAAGAUUAAUAAAAUUUAAGAUCUUUGACUUAAUAUACAAUAGAAGAUAGUUUUAAAGCUGACAUUAAUUUACAUUAAAGUUAUCAUGCAUAAAAAAAUACUAUCCUCAAAUAAGUAGAUAAUAAAUUUAAGGAAGAUGACAAAUAAUCUUAACUAGUUGAUUAAUUAAGUAGUAGUAUAGAAUUAUAAGGAUAAAGAAAAAAUUAUAAAUUAAGAAGAUCAUAGUAUGCUCCAGAAAAUAGAAAAUUUGAUGAUGGAAGUUGUAGUAAUAAUACUGAACAUAUUAAACAAUCCAUUUAUUCAAUCAAAAAGCAAAACAACAAAUCUAUUGAACGUUUAACUCUAAAACCAAUAGAUUAUGUUUAAGUCUGUUCAGGAGAUAAGAAAUUGUAAUAAAAUGAAUAAUUCAUAUUCCCAAAAAAAUAAAAAAGGUAUUAAACAUAAGAGAAAGAGGAAUUGGCAUUAAAUGAGAUUUUAAAAUUGAAAAAAUAAAGUAAUUAAAGUGUGAGGAAUGCUUUAUUAUUAUUAACAUGUGCACGUUCAGAAUAGCUUUUAACUUCAUUGAUAGCUAGUGGAACAAUUAAACAUUAAUAAUAUCAGUCUUUCUUAUAACCAAUUAAGAUAUAUUCUAAAGCUAAAUAUCUGACUCCAAAGUGA
Messenger RNA from Paramecium pentaurelia, 1736 nucleotides. The record is from the annotation of a GenBank genome assembly. NCBI's taxonomy places the organism in Eukaryota, Ciliophora, Oligohymenophorea, Peniculida, Parameciidae.